This is a messenger RNA of Myxocyprinus asiaticus (Chinese sucker), 1134 nucleotides long. RefSeq names its product trafficking protein particle complex subunit 2 (gene trappc2). The transcript has 4 exons. The record is from RefSeq and is a predicted model, not a curated record. The coding region runs from base 220 to 642 and encodes 140 amino acids. Lineage: Eukaryota; Metazoa; Chordata; Actinopteri; Cypriniformes; Catostomidae. Gene Ontology annotation, cellular component: nucleus; TRAPP complex; cytoplasm. Gene Ontology annotation, biological process: endoplasmic reticulum to Golgi vesicle-mediated transport.
CCGGAAACGGGAAAUGUUGUGCUCAACAAUACGCGAUCUUCAGUCCAGUGUUUAUUCUUUAUUAUUCUACAGAACAUCAACGGUUUUAAUAGAAUUAGAAUGUAUCAUAUGUAAAGAGAAUCUCAUGCGUCCAGUGACACUGAAGGUGUAAUUGCAGUGUAAUGUGUUCAUUCCUGUUUUUAUUCUAAACUGAAUCAUUUGUUCAUCUGAAGAUUAACAAUGUCAGGCAGUUUUUAUUUUGUUAUGGUGGGUCAUCAUGAUAAUCCAGUGUUCGAGAUGGAGUUUCUCCCUUCUGGAAAGGCAGAAUCAAAGGAUGACCACCGACACCUGAAUCAGUUCAUCGCUCAUGCUGCUCUUGAUCUAGUUGAUGAAAAUAUGUGGUUGUCCAAUAACAUGUACCUGAAGACUGUGGACAAGUUCAAUGAAUGGUUUGUAUCUGCCUUUGUCACUGCUGGUCAUAUGAGAUUUAUUAUGCUGCAUGAUGUUCGACAAGAGGAUGGAAUCAAGAACUUCUUCAACGAUGUGUAUGAUCUGUACAUCAAGUUUGCGAUGAAUCCCUUCUAUGAAGCCAACGCUCCGAUCCGCUCCACAGCCUUCGACAGGAAAAUUCAGUUUCUUGGGAAGAAGCAUCUCCUUAGUUGAUUUGUUUUCUCUACGAUUAUACGUAUCAUGCAUUCAUUUGUGUUCUUUCAUUUUGCCCUCAUGCAUAAUAAACAUACAGGCGUGUUGUCUAAAUGGUCUUGUUAUUUUAGAUACAACUCAAGAGCAUUUACCACCUAAUGUUGUGCAACAAAUAAUGAAGUUCUGGGAAUACUGGGGUUAUGUAAUUUCUGUGCACCAAAUGGAAUUGCAAAAAUAAUAAGAAGCCCUGCCCAAAACUCACAGCAUUGCUUGAGCCAUUGUUGUGACAGUAUUUUGCAAUUCUCUUUGGUACCGCUAACUGCACAUUUCACAUGCAAAGUCUAUAACCUAUGGUGAAUUGCAUGAGGAAGAUGCAUUUAAGUUUCAAACUUCAGACUGGUUAAAAACUUGAGACAGUGAAAAUGUAGCUACUAUAUAUGACAACGUCAAAUCAAAUAAGCAUUGUUCAAUUUUUCUGCUUUAAUUUCAAUUAAACAAUCUACAUUAUCAAUA